This is a messenger RNA of Caenorhabditis auriculariae, 7335 nucleotides long. The record is from the annotation of a GenBank genome assembly. NCBI's taxonomy places the organism in Eukaryota, Metazoa, Nematoda, Chromadorea, Rhabditida, Rhabditidae.
AUGGCGAAAGCUGUGGAGAGAUUGAAAACAACUGAAAGCGUCGAUAGCAAUGCCACCGAUCCCAGUUAGUUUUUUCUUUUUUUCAUUUACUUGAAAAAAGCAUAGGCAAAGUCGGAAAGGGUGGAAAAAGGUUCCAUAAAUGUUCCCUUUUUGCGCCAUUUUAUCAACCUUUAUGCACCAUUUUUGCUGCCUUUCUCUUCUUUCCACCAUUUCUUGAGCCUUAAAAACAAGAAAAAUGGAAGGAUUUAUAAAAAAACUCUCUUUGCCUUUUUGCUGCCUUUUUACGGCCUUUUUUGAGCCUCUCAGCGUCCAUUAUUCACCAUUCCGCCCGAGCGGGUAAAAAAAAAAAUCCGAUUUUUUUUAAUUUGAAAACGAAUAAAAUAACCUUUUUCUGUUUUUUCCUCUUUUAACAGUGAUUAACGAAACAUUUUCUUGUUAUUUAUUCAAAUUUUUGACAGUUUUUUUUUGAUUUUUCAGUUUCAAAGAUAUUUUAAAGACCUCCAGAAGAAGAUAUAUGGUACUUUUGAGUUGUCAAAUGCAAAAUUCAUGAAAGGUUCUGAAAAAAAAAACAGACUUUCACAUACCUUUUAAUAACUUUUUUCAAGAGCAAAGUUAUACAAGUAACAUAAAUUUCGAAAAAAAGUGAAGAAUUUUUUUAUAUUUUGUGAAAAAUUAUUUGAAUGAAAAAGUAUAUUUUUUUCAAUUUUUUUGUAAAAAUAUCAAGAGUAUUGUCGCAAGAAAAAAACUUCAGAAAAACCGAUUUUAUCUUUCAAUAAUUAACUUCAAUUCAAAGUUCUCAAACCAAGCUUUCAAAUAUUGAAAAAAAUAUUGAAAGAAAUUGGUUUUUAUUUUUGGUUAUUCAUAAUGUUUUGCAAUGAAACAGAGCAAAUUUUAGGUUUUAUAUAUAUGAUGAAUCCACAAAAAUUUUUGAAUGAAAAUUUCUUUUUAUGUUCAUUUUGACCUCUAUUUUUUUAAAUCAUUUUUUUCCAAAAGCGAGCUUUCAAGUAUUAAGCUUCAAAUUUUUUUGACACCAAAAAUUUUUUUCCUAUAAGGUUAAAUCUUAAAGCCUUCGAAAAACUCUUUAACCAUGCUUUUUAAAUUUUUUCAUGCUUGUGAAUGAAUACGAUUAUUAUUAUUAUUAUUAUUAUUGUCAACCAGAGCUUUUUAUUUAAACAUACUGACAUUCAAUCCAAACUUUCUCAAACUAACCUUUCAAAUAUGGAAAAGCUCCUGGUUGAAAGAUUAUAUUUUUUUUGACAACUAUGCCAUGUAGAAAAGGCCGUAAAGGCUCGCCUUUUCAGACGCCCCUUCUUUUUUCAAGUACGAAGACCGGAUCGAAGAAGGCGACACGGCCAUCGUCUACGUCUGCUUCGGCGUCACCCACGCCAUCGUCGUCAAACGAGGCAUGACGCUGGCGAUGAAGUACGGCGCCCUCCGUCACGAGUUCAUCAUCGGCAAACCGUUCGUCUUUUCCUGAAAUUGUUCAAAAAUAAAAGGAGAUUGCUGUUUCAAUUAAAAACGAGACUCCUUGUGAUUGUUAUCAUAUAGUAAGACAUUCCGAAAAGAAAAAAAGGCGAAUUCCUUCAAGAAGAUUCAGAAAAUUCGUUUUUUCUGUUUGAAAAUAUAAUAGGAUUGCUGUUUCAAUAAAAAUAGGGAGCCUUGCGUUUUUCAUCAUCCAUUUGAAAGGCUAUAGUUGAAAAAUAAUGAUAAAUCCGAACUUUCCGCAAAGAGUUCAUCAUCGGCAAACCGUUCGUCUUUUACAAAUUUUUCUGUGCAAAUAAAAUAAGAUUCCUGUUUCAAUAAACCUUGCGCAGUGUUCAAAAUGAUUCCGCAAAAUUAAAAAUAGUCGUCAGAAAGUGAAAAAAGAUAACUAACUUUUGGAGAGUCAGAGAUAAUUUUGAUCUUUGCAAACAUCACUUGGAACACGAAGUUUUCUUUUAAAAAAAUCAUUUGAUGGAAAAAAAUAAUUUCUUCCACAAAAAAACCUUAAAAAAAUCUAAAAAGUGAUAAAUUUUAAAUUGGCGCCAAAACGACAUCACGAACCCACAUCGCUGUUUCAAUCCCAGAAUAAUAGAUUAUAGUAAAAAGUUGUUCUUUAUUGAGUAAGCUGGAUAAAUAUGAGUAGCGAAAGAGAAAAACCAAUUUUUUGGAAUUUGAGAGAUUUUUGUGCAUAAUUUUAACACGAAUUGCAUAUUAUUCGUCAAGAAAAAUGAUAAUUUCAAUUGCCGAGGCGGAAAAUUAGCCAAAAAAAACCUACCAGUUCACCAUCGUCAAACCGUCCGUCUUUUCCAGAUUUUCCGAAAAAUAUCAGAUUUUAGUACAAUGAGCGAAUCUAAAGUGGCCGUGAAAAUCAUCAUCGACUGGGAAUUUUUUCUGUUUUUGAACAUUUUUUGAAACGUAGCAUGGCCAGUUUGAGAAGUCAUAACCUAAGAAGGAGAAAAAGUUAUUCGAAAUUUUUUCUAAAACUUCUUCUCAAUUAACAAAAAAAAAACAAACAAUAUUGUACAUAAAAAUACUUUGAAAAAAAGCUUUUAUUUUGUCAUCUUUGAAAGUGAAAGUAAGAAAUUAAAAAAAUCAGUUGAGAGUUGGGAGCAGCCAAAUGGUCCUGAAGGGAAAGUGCGCUGGAGCGAGCUUUCUCUUUUCCUUUUGUGGAAGAUGACAAUACUUUGCUUUUUCACAACACGAUUCAAUCGAUUUUUCAAGUUAUUAUGUCAAAGAAAACUGUUUCAAAGAGGUAAUUUCUGAAAAAAAUUUGCUUGUUUUUUUUGAAAAUUAUCUUGAUUUUGUGAAAAAAAGUAACAAGUUUCCGGUGAAUUUUUCGAUAUUUUGCUCACAAUUUGGUCUCAAAAAAAUAGAAAAAUAUGUUUCGUAAUUUGAAUAUUGUGCGAAUUUCCAUAAAAAUUUGGUCCAUUUUUUUGAAGAUUUUUCAUAGAAAAAGCCAAGUGAUAAGUACUGUAUAAAGGAAUUGACAAAAAAAAAAAAUUAAGCUGGGGCUCGCGAAUUUCGGCGACGGCGGGCUACGUCUACCUGCUGCGGCCCUCUUCCGAACUUUGGUCCCGUUCUUUGCCCCGUCGGACUCAGAUCCUCUACACUCAUGACUGUGCUCUCAUCCUUCAGCUUCUCGAAAUUAAGCCUGGAUCGGUGGGUUUUUUUAAACUGAACAAGAAGUUCCAAAUUUUUAGUGCAGAGGAAGGAGGGGGUGGAAGAAAAAUAACGAAUAUAUAAUUUUUUUACUUUUUGAUUAUUUAAAAAUCGUAGCCGAGAACUUGUAGAUUCUGAAUUUUCCUUUCAAAAAUUAAAAAUUUAGGCUUUUGAGCGAACAUUUUUCGUAUUUUGAUCCAAGGAAAAUUGAAAGGAUGCAUGAAAUCAGGGAUACAUGAGGAAUUUUUGGAGAAAAAAAGCAAGUUUUUCUUGGAAAAAUCAAAAUUAAAUAUACGUAGGUGAUUCCGAAAAAAAUCCCAUAAAUUGGCUCUUUUUAAACCUUAUGAAUUUCCUAGCAUUGAAGAAAAAAAUCAAAGAUCGUCUUUUAAAUUGGAGAAUGUUUAUGUUUUUCGAAUUUAACGGUGAAAAAAACUAAGUUACGGUAAUUUUUUUCGAAAUUCUAUAUUCCGGGCAGAUUGCGUCCUUCAAGCAUUUUUUUAAACGGAUAAAGAUCAAUUUUGAGAAGUUCAUAUUUUUUUCUGGAAUCAGUAAGUGUAUUUUUGCGAAUUUUUUUGUUCAGCUGGCUACCGAAACCAGAAAAAAAUGUUACAAUGAAAAAAAUUAUUUUUUUAUUAGUUGAAUCGUAGUUUCUAUCAACUCUGUGUAAAGAAAAAAAGCUUGAUAUUUGACUUGAAAAAAAUUGGAGCUUUUUGGGACGGGCCGGUCAUUUUUGCUUGAGACCUCCCUAAGGCCGGGCCGGGCUUGACAUAAGAGCAAAAUUUGAAAUUCAAAAAAAGAAGUGCGGUUUUGCGGCUUUUUGUUGGGACGAUUCGAUCAAUAUUGUCGUUCUGACAAAAAAUAAGUCGGAUAAAGAAAUAAAUAAAAAGAAAUUCUAGGUGAUUUGUGAGUCGGGAACUGGUAGCGGAAGCCUGAGUCAUGCCCUGGCCAUGGCAGUUGCUCCGACCGGCCAUUUGUACACUCAUGACAUCGACGAGAGCCGCACCAAGACCGUUGAGCAGGAGUUCAAGGUUGGGGAGUUCAAAAAAAAGUUGAAAAAGGGGCUGGGAAAAUUUUUAGUGGCCACUAUAGUGGCUCGCCAAGGACUGCUUGGGGAGAACACUAAAGUGGCCACUAUUUUCCGUCUUAGUGGCCACUAUAGAGGUUUUUUUAGUGGCCACUUCAGUAGUUUUUCAUCCAGUAUUCCUUCCAGUAACUCUAAUAAUUUCGAAACAAACAGAUUGGACCAGUUAUGUUGAUCCAUGGACCCCUAAAGAGGCCACUUAAAUUUUUAGUGGUUUAGUAGUAGCACUUAAACCUCUAUAGUGGCCACUAAUUUCACUACUAUAGUGGCCACUAAAAUGUCAAAACCCUAUAGUGGCCACUAUUUUCCGUUUUAGUGGCCACUUCAGUAGGUUUUCAUCCAGUGUUCCUUCCAGUAACUCUGAGACUUCUAUAAUGGUCACUAAUUUUCAACCCCUUAAGUGGCCACUAAUUCGACUACUGUAGUGGUCACUAAAAAUUUUCCCAGUGCCUCAAAUUUUAUUUGUGUUCGUCAAAAAGACCCUCUCGUGUUCUCGCGCUAUUCUCAUGUUUCUUUGACCACGUCGGUGAGGGAAAAGAGAGCGCAGACAAGUCAGAUUUUCGGCGAAUGAAGUAUGAAGAUUUUUUUCCUUGCUUUUUAGCAAUGAAUUUUUUUGAAAAUAAAAAAAUCGAACAAAUUAAUUUUUAAGUGUUUCCAUUGUAUGUUGGGAAAAAUAAUUAAAAAAAUUAUGUUUUUCAAAAAAACUCUUUAGUGAGAAUAAUGCUCAAAUUUCAAAAAAACAAAAAUUAUUUUUGGUGAAUUGUUUUUCAAUUUUCGUCUUUCAAGAGGAAAUUCUUCAAUUUCUCCGUUUAAAGUUUCCGAAUUUGAUUGAAAAACGGAAAAAAAUACAGCUUAAGAUUAAUAAAUCAAUAAUCUCAAUUCCAGACUCACGGCCUUUCUGAAGUGACCACUCCAGUGGUGCAGGACGUCUGCAAAUACGGAUUCUUCGUGAGCAACGCCUGCGACGGCGUCUUCCUCGACGUUCCCGCCCCCUGGGAGGCGAUUCCGCAUGCCGCCGACGCGAUAUCGCGAUCCCGCGGCGGCAGAUUGGUCUCGUUCAGUCCCUGCAUCGAGCAGGUGAGCGAUAAAUCGGGAAAAAUCCUAAAUUCAAUGAAUUUUCUUCAAAAAUUCUUGACACACAUUCUCUGAGAUUUCUGAAAAUCUCUUGGUACAAAAAUUUCAAGUUUUUUACGGGAGCCUGGCAAUGAUUUCACUGAUACUAGAUAACAUCCUUAACUCGAAGCGCCGGUUUUUGAGAGGCUCCGCCCACUUUCAAAAUACCUUAAAAAGUUUAAUUUUUUUUCCGGUGGAGCAAAUCGGUUCAAACAAGAUUUAAUUUGAAGAAAAUGUGAUUUUCAACAUUUUUUUCCUGUUGAUAGUGACUCUGGGAAAAAAAUAUCCUUCUUCCAGAAAAAAAUCGAUUAAUGUUGGAAAAACGACUAUUUUUUUCGACUUCUGUGUUUUUUUCUUGGUCAGGAACCCCCCGAUGCCGUGGAUUUUUUUAUUUUUCUUAAUCAAUUUAUUAAGGUAUUGACAGCACUAAAAGUUCGAGAAACGCCUUGAGACUCAGUAAAAGAGAAAAAUAAGGUCAAAUGAAAUCUAUUCGAAUUCCCAGGUUCAAAGAGCUUGCGAAGCGAUGAGAAAAUUCGGAUUCGUCCAGAUCGAAACCGUCGAAAUCGUCCCUAGAACCUACAAGGUGUUUAUUCAACCUUCAACGUCGAAAAAUAAUGAUUUUCAGGUGGUCCAACAGAAUCGGCAAUCUUUGGCCGAGUUCAACGAAAGUGGCGAUUCUUUGGCGGCGACGACGAAUUUCGGAGGCCGAGAUCAUCGGAAAAGAAAAGCGAAAAUCGAGGAAAAUGGGUGAGGAAAAAAGAAGCGAAAAAUCGAAAAAUGAGAAAUUAAAAACAAAAAAGAGGAAAGAUAAACUUUUGAAAAAUUCGACAUAAAAAAGCUCAUGAGGAGGAGGAGGCAAAAAUAAGAAAAAUCAAAAGAUAGCGAAAAUCAGCUUUUUUUUUAGCACCUGACUGUUUAUAUUUUCAGAGGGAACGCUGCAAAAUAGAUCUGGGAAAUUUUGAACCUUUGAAGCCGAGUUUAUAAAUAGAAUGAGCACAUUUUUUUAGACUUACUUGCUUUGAAAAAAACUGGCUCAAAACUGUAAGAAAAAUAACAUUUUAAUUAAAUCGGCUACGAAAAAAAUAGCCACUUCGGGGGAAUUUUUUUGAAGUCAAAAAAACUUCAUUUUUUUACUUCAUUCUUGCUUAAAAAGGCUUUAUCUAGGAAAAUUGGGUCUAGAAAAAGGCAAACAGAGAAGUUUACAGAUACAGAGAAGCUUCAGAGUCUGAACUAAAAAAAACUUUUUUCAGCGAUUUUUUCAGCGAAAAGUUCGGGCAAUUUUGACAGAAAGAGACCCAUUUUCGACUUUGAACUGGUUAAAAAAGCGAGAAUUUUGUUUUGAAUUUAAAAAAGUUUCCUAAUCGAGGACAUCUAAGCGCUCCAAAGUCAAAAAUUUCUAUUGAAAAAGAUGAGAAAUCUUUGAAAAAAAUUAGAAAGAAUUUUUUUCCAGACAUGAUGGAUGCGAAAACAGCCGUAUACAGAGAAAGUUUGAAGAUUGAUGAAAAGAAGAAAAUAUAUUUUUUGAGCGAUUUUGGCAAAAAUAUCGUUUUCUAGCCUUGAACUGAUGGAAAUAAAAUAGUUUUAGUUGAACUAAGCUUUGAAAAAGAGUGAGAAGAAAAAGAUUUGUACCAAAAUAGGAAAAUUGUAGGGCGAAGAGCGGGAAAAGCUGUAAAAUAUUGGAGCCUCAAUUUUCCCCAGAGAAAACAUCCCUCUGCAGAAAAAGUUCAGAUCUUUGGACUGAUGAAAAAAAAAAGCUUGAGCGAUUUUGGCAAAAAUAGCAUUUCCGAGCUUCGAUGUGAUCAAAAAAGGGGACUUUCGGUUGAUAUAAGCUUUGAAAAAGAGUGAGAAGAAAAAGAUUUGUACCAAAAUAGGAGAAUUGUAGGGCGGAGAGCGGGAAAAGCUGGACGUUGGCCUCUGGAAAUUGCACGGCCAUCACUUUUCCCUACAAUCAGCCCACGCAUUCCGGCUAUCUCACCCACGCGACAUUGCUCCCUGUUUAA